Molecule: messenger RNA, 6255 nt
Organism: Sinocyclocheilus grahami
Lineage: Eukaryota; Metazoa; Chordata; Actinopteri; Cypriniformes; Cyprinidae
Product: homeobox protein cut-like 1
Exons: 25
Coding region: 221-4642 (1473 amino acids)
Biological process (GO): regulation of transcription by RNA polymerase II
Cellular component (GO): nucleus
Molecular function (GO): RNA polymerase II transcription regulatory region sequence-specific DNA binding; DNA-binding transcription factor activity, RNA polymerase II-specific
Source: RefSeq, a predicted model, not a curated record
UUAGGACGGUCUCAAUAAUUGUUUUCAGUAGCCCUAUUCAAUAUCGCAGGUUGGCGUUCGAUAACUCCAUUCCGCGCGCGCCCGCGCCGUUCGAUCUGCUCCGCUCCGUGUUUUGCGCGCGCUCCCCCGCCUCUCUCUCUCUCUCUCUCUCUCGCGCUGAACUCCAGCCCCUCUCGCGCUCUCUCUAUCAGCCUUUCAUUCCGUCUCAAUAUGUCUCAAGAUGGCGGCCAAUGCGGGAUCGAUGUUUCAAUAUUGGAAACGCUUUGAUUUGCAGCAGCUCCAGAAAGAACUGGAUGCCACCGCCGCAGCCCUGGCCAACAGACAGGAUGAAAGUGAGCAGUCCAGGAAAAAACUCAUCGACCAAAGCCGCGAGUUCAAGAAGAAUACUCCAGAGGAUUUGCGUAAACAGAUAGCUCCUUUGCUGAAGGGCUUCCAAGCAGAGAUCGACGCCUUGAGUAAAAGAAGUAAAGAAUCAGAGGCUGCUUUCCUCAGCGUGUACAAGAGAUUAAUCGAUGUCCCAGAUCCUGUCUCUGCUCUGGAGGCAGCUCAGCAACUCCAGGUGACUGUUCGGAAGAUGCACGACUUGGAGACCGAAAACCAGAGGCUCAAAGAUACACAACAAGAGUACGAACGUGAAAUUGCAGAGGUUAAAAACCCAGAAGUCACUAUUAAAGCACUUAAAGAGAAGCUGGAGCAGUAUGAGCAUUCUCUCCAUGCCAAGAACACAGAGGAAGCUCCCGAUCAGAACCAGGACCGGUCAGGAAGAGAAGAGAGGGAAAGCAAAGGGGAAAACCUUCCUAACAACUAUGCAGACAAGGAGAGUCAGCCACAGCAGAGCCAGGACAGCAGGACAGAAGACUUGGACAUGAAAACGCAGUCCUUACAAACAGCACUUGAAGCAACUCAGGCAGAACUCCAUGAACUGAAGACAAAAUACGAUGAAGAAUCCACAGCAAAGGCCAAUGAGAUUGAAGCGGUGAUGACAGAUUUGGAAAGAGCCAAUCAGAGGGCCAAGGCAGCAGAGAGGGAGGCUGUGAGCUUGAGGGAGCAGCUCACUUUAGCUCAACCAUCCAAUCAGAUCCAAAAUGCUCCAGAAAUGGAUAAGUCUCUGGAGGCGCUAUCUUGCAGCAGUCUGGAGGCAGAGCUGGGUGCGAAGGAGAGGGAGGUAGAGCGUUUGGCUGAGGACGUUCAGAGACUUCAGGCCAGUCUGGCCCAGCUCAGCGAGACCUCCACCAAUCAGAUCAGCCAGCUCGAGCAGCAGCUGAGCUCCAAAGAGGCCCUAUUAAAGCAACUUGAAGAAAAGCUUCAAGAGCAGUCAGACUAUGAGGAGAUCAAACGAGAACUCUGCAACCUGAAAUCAAUGGAGCACAACUCAUCAGAUCAUCACCCUUCAGUACAGGACUCAUCCAAGCCAUUGGAGAUGUUGCUGACGGGGAAAGUCCAUAGCCAGCUGUCAGAGAGAGCUUUGAAACGACUGGCCAACUAUGACUUCAGUGGAUCAGUGGGGCGGAAAAGUAAAGAAACCACAGUGGAAAACCCUCAGCGUCUUCCUGCCACUCCAGUCCCUACCACACUCCAGGGGUCCCCUCCUCCCCCCUCCCCCCAGCUUUUGAUGAGGACGGGCACCGCUACCUCCGAAUCUGCUGCCAGUGCCAACGGUACCCACCCUUUCUCCCCCACGGGCAUCGGGCCAGACUUCUUUACCCCCGGCAUGGCCAGCGUGGGCGCCACGUUCCCCCCGUUGGCUGGCAAAAUGGCACUCAACUCUCUUCUUCAGAGGCAGCUCAUGCAAACCAUCUACACCAAAGCCCUCCACGACCCUUCUCCAAGUUCUGUGCUCUUCGGGCCGCCCCAUUACGCUACAACCAACUCUCUCUCCAGCCCCCUACCCCCUCAGUCAGCGGGCAGCCCGGAGGUUAACGGCCUGGCGCCCUCUCCCAGCCAGUCAGAGGGUGCGGGUAGCACAUCGGAAGGGGAGGAAAUGGACACGGCUGAGAUUGCUCGACAGGUCAAGGAGCAGCUGAUCAAACACAAUAUCGGCCAGCGCGUGUUCGGCCAUUAUGUGUUGGGUCUGUCCCAAGGCUCGGUCAGUGAGAUUCUGGCCCGGCCCAAACCCUGGAGCAAGUUAACUAUCCGUGGCAAAGAGCCCUUUCACAAGAUGAAGCACUUCCUGUCUGAUGAGCAGAACAUCCUGGCGCUUAGGAGCAUCCAGGGCAGGCAGAGAGAGAACCCAGGCCAGAACCUGAACAGAGUGUUUCAGGAUGUUCCGAAGCGAAGAACCGGCUCGGAAGGCUCCACGCGGCCAGGUAACAUCACCACACGGAUCCGCACGACUGAGACCGGCUCCGAUGAAGCCAUCAAGUCCAUCUUGGAGCAGGCAAAGAGAGAGUUGCAAGUGCAGAAAGCAGACGGUGUGGGGGAGAGGCAACGGCGAUCAGGUUACCACAGAGGGUCGGGCAGCUAUUUCCAAAUAUAUGCACACAGUCUAAGACUUGUUGAGAGUUCUCAGCCUCCGUCCUCCUCCAGCAGCUCUGACGAGAACAUUCGUUCCAUCCUUGAGCAGGCUCGGAGGGAGAUGGAGGCCCAGCAGGUGGCUCUGGAGCCCGUACUGAAGGCCAACUCUAUGGCCCCAACCGAUCUCUCGCUCCUGGGCUCCCCGCUCUCCACCCUCCCCUACACACCUAUUGCUCAGUCUCUGAAGAAGCCCUCCACCUCUCCUCUCUUGGACUUCCACAGUGGGGUGAAGAAGGAGAUGGGUGAAGUGGCCGUCUCAGAUGUGGGGGUGGACGGAGUGCCCAAGCUCGGACGUCUCUCUGAGAGUGGAGGAGGUUUAGGUGGGGGUUCUUGGAGGGAGCACUGGUGGAGCACAGGUCUCUCUGAGCGUCGCGGAACCGGGCAGACCUCUGUUAGUGAAGAUGCACACAGCCAAGAGGAUACCAAGGAGAAGCUCCCUCGGCUGGGCAGCACUGCACCCGUGGCUCCUGCUUCCUCUCUGGAUUACUGGAAAGACUGGCCAAGCUCAGAGUCCCCAUACUCCCAGAGCUCAGAGCUGAGUCUGCAGAUGCCCAGCGGCAGUGAGACCCCUCAGAGCAGUCCACUGCCUUCCUCCUCACCUUUACUGUCCCUCUCCAAAGUCGCCAAACCUGUGGUGCCCCCGCUUACACCUGAGCAGUACGAGUACUACAUGUACCAGGAAGUGGACACUGUCGAUCUCACACAGCAGGUCAAAGACAAACUAGCCAAGAAUGGCAUCUGCCAGCGAAUCUUUGGUGAGAAGGUGCUAGGCCUCUCUCAGGGGAGCGUGAGCGACAUGCUCUCUCGGCCAAAGCACUGGAGUAAGCUCACACAGAAAGGGAGAGAGCCGUUUAUACGCAUGCAGUUAUGGCUGAACGGAGAGCUGGGCCAGGCACUGCUGCCAAUGCCUGGACAGACACAAGAGAUUACUCCGAAGACCUCAGCCAGCUGCAGUCCUGCCCCAGAAUCCCCUCUGAGUUCGGCUGAGGAGUCGGUUAAAAGCCAGCAGGAGGAGCAGAUGUGCCGAGCAUCCAUCCAGGAGCCCAGCGAAACUUCCGAGUCCCAGCCCGGCACGCCUCUACCGUUACCUCUGCCAGGACACGCGGGUCUCAGCAUACAAGAGAUGGUAGCAAUGUCGCCCGAGCUGGACACCUACACCAUCACCAAGAAAGUGAAAGAAGUUCUAACAGAUAACAACCUUGGCCAGCGUCUGUUUGGCGAGAGCAUCUUGGGUUUGACGCAGGGCUCCGUGUCUGAUCUGCUGGCCCGGCCCAAGCCCUGGCACAAGCUCAGCCUGAAGGGUCGAGAGCCAUUCGUACGCAUGCAGCUGUGGCUGAGUGACCCGCGGAAAGUGGAGAAGCUUAUGGACAUGAAGCGGAUGGAAAAGAAAGCCUACAUGAAGAGGCGCCACAGCUCCAUCGGUGAGAGUCAUUCGCUGGAUAGUGGUCUGUCAGGAAGUGACCUCAUUCAGAGCGCCAGCCCCCAAAACCUCUCCCAGCAGCAGCAGCAGCAGCAGCAGCCCCAGCUAAAGAAAGUCCGUGUAGUGCUGGCUCCAGAAGAGAAGGAAGCUCUGAAGAGAGCCUACCAGCAGAAGCCUUACCCCUCCCCUAAAACCAUCGAGGAGUUAGCGAGCCAGCUCAACCUCAAAACCAGCACGGUCAUCAACUGGUUCCACAACUACAGAUCCCGUAUCCGACGAGAGCUCUUUAUCGAAGAGAUCCAGGCAGCGGCCGGCGAAGGCGGGUCCCCCUCAGCGCGGCCCGGGAAGUCUGGGGGCGAAGGAGACAACAGCUGCGACGGCACAGAGUCUGACAGCACCGCGGAGGGUCGACCGAGCGGCUCCGAGGAGUGCAAGGGCCUCCUGGAGAGCCCCAGCCUCAGCCACAGAGACGAAGAGGGCGAGGCUGAGUUCCCCAGCGCCUCAGGCACCAGCAGGCCACAAGGAGGCAUCAUAGACAGCCUCUUCGGCAUCCCUGAGUCUGUAUCCGCCGCCACUGCCACGGCGACCCCCUGCCGAAACCCAAAGGACAGCAGUCUGCGCAAGAAGAAGGCAGCCAACCUUAACAACAUCAUCCACAGGCUGGAGAAAGCGGCAAACCGCGACGAGCCUCACGAAUGGGAGUUCUAAAGCGCCGCCAUGUUGUUGUUUUAUUCUCACUUUGUCCCUCACUGAGCUAACUCGGCCAAGCCUGGUGCACACACACCGGUUAACCCAAGGGUUUUCGAUUUGCUGUUUAGAAGUGGGCUAUCAGAGACAAGAACAAGAAAAGGAAACCAAGUUUUUAGUCUGUUUAUUUUGUGAAGCACUUAACGGCCCUGCUGGCCACAGGGCUGUGACACCAUUGGCUAAUGGUGAAGACACAAAACUGAAAAGCACAGGAGAGGGAGUGUUCCCACAAAAUAUUCUCAAGACAGUCACAAAAAAAACAACAACAACAAAUACACACUAUGAAAUCACAGUGUCUCUGUUUCUAAUAGAGACCUUCUCACCAACAAGCUGAAUAACUGUUACAAUAAUUUAUCAGUUCUCAAGUCUCUUGGGAGUUUCCUCUUUUGUAUCACAUAUGCUUCGGCCGUCAGCAGAGACUAGUUCGAACGGGUUUCAAGCCAAAAGUCAAGCGUUUAAAAGCAAGUGUUGGCUGAAGGAACACGGGUGCACCGUCCCACCUGCCUCUCCCUCCCUACCCCAGAGGAGGCCAUCCAAUGGCUAUGCAACUCUAGUACGCAAUGGAUUCCAGCGUAAUGGAACCCGCAUUAUUUUCACAGUUUGGAAGCUUCUCAGAUGUGAGAAGAAAAUCCUUUUUAUAGCAAUUAAGUUGCCACCGAGAGAUUGCACAGUCAGUUGACUCUAAACAGCACUCCUUUUGAUUUUACACGCCAACGGCCUAAAAGAGAAAGAAAAUCACGUGAAUGAAAAAUAAUCGUCGUAAAUAAGAAUCCACGGUCACGCAAAAUUCAUACUGUUGUUGUAAGGUCGACACAAAUGGGAGACGGGAUAAAUUUCGUAACUCGAUAGCUAAGUGUCAAUUUUUAUCGUUAUUUAGGUCUCUUGUAAGAGUAGCGCUCGUUAAUUUUUCUCCAUAGCUUUAAUCGCCUCAGCGACUUGCGUUUUGAAGCCCGUGGAGGUCUUGUUUAAUAAUAAACGUCAUUUUAGGCCAAAACAAUGACAUAUAGUGAAGAAGAAAAAAGGAUUUGUACAGUACUUUGAGUAAAUAUUCCUGACAAGAUAUUUUUAAAGAGAAUGAACAUGCCUGAUUUUUAUCCUCUUAUAAUAGAACCAUACAUCAGAGACCUCUAACCAAGUUGGGCAGUUUAGGCCCAUAGAAUUACAAUUCUAAUCCAAUAUCUAUGGUGUUCUAAAUUCUAAUUCUAUGGUGUGGCCGUGGGCCACUGCACUGUAUGGGCUGGUCCUCAGCACCAGGGUACCGGACGCCGAGUGCGGGGGAAACCCACCUAACCGCUCGCUCUUGUGCAAACUCAAAACUUCAGGUUUUUCACCAGCUUCUCCAUUCACUGUUCACCCAACCGUAAACGAGCUUUUCGUGGCGUCCGCAACAUUACCGAGUAUGUUCACGGCACGCAUCUGUCCUCCGAAACGACUGGAAAAACACCUUGCGAAAUGGACUUUUGUUUUUUCUUCAUACUGUAUAUGAUGGAGGACUCGGACACAUUUUCAUCCACAUUUCUUGUUAAACACACAUUAAAAAAAAAAAAAAAAAAAAGAGGAAAAUAUGUAGAUUG